Molecule: messenger RNA, 1152 nt
Organism: Penicillium odoratum
Lineage: Eukaryota; Fungi; Ascomycota; Eurotiomycetes; Eurotiales; Aspergillaceae
Exons: 1
Coding region: 1-1152 (383 amino acids)
Biological process (GO): regulation of DNA-templated transcription; DNA alkylation repair
Cellular component (GO): nucleus
Source: RefSeq, a predicted model, not a curated record
AUGGGACCGAAGAUGGGACCGAAGAUGGGACCGAAGAUGGGACCGAAGCACAACCUGCCUCGGGAAAAGCGUCCUCCUCUCACCCAUUUUCUCUGUCUGCCGUUGGUCAACUUCACAUCAAUCCCACAGCUAGAAGCAUCAAUUUCUGCUUUUAAGAAGGACUAUCCCCCAGUCGCAGUUGCAGAUCUGCUUGAAAGCCGUGAUAGAUCAUCAACCGAUAAUGCUCCAAGGACCCUUAUUCCCGAGGGCGCCGUUCGUCCCUUGGGUACACUUCAUCUGACACUCGGAGUCAUGAGUCUCCCAAGCCAAAAACGUCUCGACGAGGCACUCUCAUUUUUACAAACACUCGACCUAGCCAACUUGAUGUACGAGGCAGAGCUCGCAUCACUCCGUCAAAAAGAAAAGCGAGAUCCCCGCCGGCAAUCUAAGCCAGCAGAUGAGGCAAAACAAUCUGCGCAUCAAUUAUCCAUCUCUCUCGAAUCUCUCCAUGCAUUGCCCCAAGCAAAAUCUGCGACUGUCUUAUAUGCCUCGCCUGUAGAUCACACAGGACGUCUGUAUCCACUCUGCCUGAUGCUCCGGGAUAAAUUUAUUGAAGCAGGCUUUAUGGAUGGAGACUCCAAAGACAAAGAACAGGCAAAAGGCAACGCAGAUAGAAGCCAGAGCCAGCAGGAAGUCACCACCACCUCAACGAGACUGGAUCCUUAUACUGCAGCUAUAACUUGGAAACCGAAACCAAGGCCACUUCUUCUGCAUGCUACAAUAGUCAAUACGAUUUACGUGCGAGGGCGACCGAGACCGGGACCGAAAUCUGCGCAUGGGUCUUUGAAAUCUACCAAGGGCAAGAAUAUACCCAACCGCUUUGAUUUUGAUGCACGUGGUAUUCUGGAAAGGUAUAAAGAUUAUUAUGUCGAUGAAUCGAGGACAGUUCUCCGUGAUACCGUCUCUUCUACGAUUUCUUCUACGUCUAGGCCGGCCCGGAAAUCGUAUCCCUUUGUCUGGGCGAAGGACAUUCCGAUUAAUUCGGUGUGUAUUUGUGAAAUGGGGGCGAAGAAGCUUGAUUCUGAUGAUCAUGGGACUUGUGAUUUGAAUUCGCGACUUGGUCAGGAGUAUACUGUUGUUGCAAGUCGGACUCUGGAUUCCGCAGGUAGAUAA